Molecule: messenger RNA, 2514 nt
Organism: Anoplophora glabripennis (Asian longhorned beetle)
Lineage: Eukaryota; Metazoa; Arthropoda; Insecta; Coleoptera; Cerambycidae
Gene: DZIP1
Product: zinc finger protein DZIP1
Exons: 7
Coding region: 115-2472 (785 amino acids)
Biological process (GO): cilium assembly
Cellular component (GO): ciliary basal body; cytoplasm
Source: RefSeq, a predicted model, not a curated record
CCCAUCUGUAAGUCGUAGCACAGAAUAUCCUAGUUGGUCGUAGAUUGAUGUUAAUCAUAAAUAAAUGUUUCGUUACCUGCGGUUAAAUAUAAUGAACAUUUGGUUUCAAUAAAAAUGUCUGCGGAUGAUUACAAAUGGCAUUUUGACUAUGUAAGAUUAGCUUGGGAUGCUGGAUUUUCAUUUGAAAAAUACAAAUAUUCAAAUUUAGAUAAAAAUAAAAUAUGUUUGGUCGAUAUAGAUCGCAUAAUAAAAGAGAGAGAUGUAGCCUCAGUAGAAAGAUUUCUAUCCACAGUUGUUCAGUAUGUCUUAGAAAACGACCAGGCGGAGUUAUUAGAUACCAACUUUGUUAAAAUGUUUAGAAUAAGUCAGUUGUCAGUAGAAUAUUUAUUAUUUUGUAAAAAGUAUUUGGAUAAUACUGUAGUAUUGCUUAAAAAGGAAAUAUCUAAAUUAAAAGAGGAAAAUAAAGAAUUAAAGUUGUUUGUGGAGGAACUAGAAACUCACAUAUCUGCACUGACCAAACAUAGUUGUGUUGCCACAUUUAAAUGUGACAAAUGUCCUAAGGCUUUUUCUAGUGAAGAGUAUUUAAAUUCGCAUAUAAAAAGGAGACAUAACGAUGAAAAUAGAACUUCUACAAAUGCAGAAACCGAUCAGUUGCAGUCAGAAAUAAAGCAGUUAAAAGAAAGGUUAAACAUUACAGAGAAGUUAUUACAAGAGAAGGAUGAACAAACACAAAAUGUCAAGUUAAAAGAGAAUGAAAAUGAAAAUAAACUAAAAGUUAUCGAAAUAUUGGAAAAAUUUGAGAAGUUUAAAGAUAAGGUAGAAUAUGAUAUAAAGAUGUUGCAAAUAGAAAAGAAUUUUUAUGAGGAAAAGUACAGCAAAUUGUUUGAUGUGGUUUUAGAAUCGAAUAAAAAAGAAAACGUAAACACCGAAUCUUCACAGCAACCACGGUCAGUAAGCAAAGAUCAGAUACAACAACAAGAAAAAAGUUUUCUAGAACAUAUUGUUGACAAAAUCGAAACUACUACACAGACCGAAAAGGAAAAUAUCCCAACAAAAAACUUACAAAUUGAAACAGUGCACAAUAAAAAUAUUUUUGAAUUUAAAGACAUGGAUAAAGAUUCUGAUAGCACGCUUGAAAAAAACAAUAUACAAGACACCAUAGAACAGAAAAUAACUCAAUUUGAAGAGCAACUAGAGUCAAAGAUCUCGUCAGGUCUGAAUAAUAUAGAAAAACAGAUGCAAGCAUUUUGGGGCAAAUUGUCGGAGAUUGAAUUACAAAGGGAAGUCAAGGUUGAAGAAGAAGUUCAAAUUACACCACCGCAGGAACUCAUUCGAACAGAAACAUCAAAACCGAAAAUUAAACCCAGAAUGAAAUUUAGUAAGCCAUCAAAAUUAGUAGGUAGAAACGAAGACAAUGCUAAAAAAAUAAAGGCAGAAAUCGAAAGAAUGUAUGUUAAGCCAGAAACUACGGCAGUAUCGGUAAAAAAUAUAUCAGAAAGCAACUUGAAAAAAAUAUCAAAUGUAUUAUACAACAGUUCACCUUCGCCUGAAUUGCAGAAGAGAAGCAGCUCUGACAGUACAAGUGAUUCCGAGAGUAGUAGUGUUGAAGUUGAACCAAAGAAAGUACAUGAUGCUAAACCAUCUGUCUCAACAUUAGGAAAACGAUCUCUUACUAGUUUAAAAAAAGCAGCUCAAAGCAAAGAGGUAACCGAGAAGUUACGUGAAGAAAUAAAUAAUAUUAUAAACAACAGACUUCAAGAUAUCGGUAUUUCCCCUAAUUGGAAUGGCAUACCUCAGAAAACAUUCGAAAAAGCUAUGGAAAUUGUCCGACAUCAAGCAAAUAUAACAAAAAAGUCAUAUCCCGAAUUUGAUUCUAUCAAAAAAUCUAUUGAAAAGUCUUUGAAAGAUAAUAAGGAUAUAGCUCAAAAAACGAGAAAUCGUGUUACUCCGACUAACAAGCAAGCAAACGUAAUAAAUAUCAGAUAUAGAAAAAAGCCAAAGGAAUUAAAAUCCGAAGCCGAGAGCAAAUCUUUAGUAACUAUCAAGAAUAGAUCCCUCUACGACACGGACAGUGACAGCGAAGACCUACGACGUCCUACCACUCAAGUUAAAUCACCUAAAAAGCUGUGGGAAGCCGCUCCUUCGUAUUCCGCAGUGAUUCAGGAGCUUAAGGCAUCUCAAACCAAAAACGUAGACACUGACUCCGACGUUAACUCAAUUAUACUUCCAAAGGAAGAUGUAGCAAACGACAUGCAUACUAAAAGCGCCUUAAAAAAUUACCCCUCUAUGGGAUCUUUAACGAAAAAGAAAGUAUUGUUCGAUAUCGAGAGCGAUAAGAUUGAAGUAGAUAAAGAAGCAAGGGGUAGUUUAACGAGCAUCGAUAGUUCCGACGUUCUCAAAGAGGGUGAUAACGAGAAGAAAAUGAAGAAAAACGAGAGCAGUUUGUCGGAUUUCGAUUUUAGUGAAUUAUAAGGAAAAUAGGAAAUAUUUAUUUUUAUUUACAAUUACUGUAAC